Molecule: messenger RNA, 2287 nt
Organism: Nothoprocta perdicaria
Lineage: Eukaryota; Metazoa; Chordata; Aves; Tinamiformes; Tinamidae
Gene: GDAP2
Product: ganglioside induced differentiation associated protein 2
Exons: 13
Coding region: 91-1578 (495 amino acids)
Source: RefSeq, a predicted model, not a curated record
UCCAGUGAGAAUUGGAGUGUGACAAGUUAGCCAGGGAGAAAAAAAAAAAAAAAAGAAAAAAAAAAAAAAAGAAGUUGUACCUUCUGUUCCAUGGAUCCCUUGGGUGCUCCUUCCCAAUUUGUGGAUGUUGAUAGUUUGCCAAGUUGGACUGAUGUCUAUGAGGCUAAGCAUCUGGACUCUCAUGAAAACUCUGCUGAAAGAGCUCAAGUCAAUGUUAGAUCACCUUUUCCAUAUAGGAAAGACAUCAAUGCAAAAAUAAUCUUAUGGAAAGGAGACGUAGCACUACUGAACUGCACAGCCAUAGUAAAUACUAGCAAUGAGUCUCUCACAGAUAAGAAUCCAGUAUCUGAAAGUGUCUUCAUGCAUGCUGGGCCUGAUCUGAGGGAUGAACUCCAGAAGCUCAAAGGGUGCAGGACAGGGGAGGCCAAACUCACCAAAGGAUUUAAUUUGGCUGCACGAUUCAUCAUUCACACAGUGGGACCCAAAUACAAGAGCCGAUAUCGCACAGCAGCUGAGAGCUCCUUAUACAGCUGUUACCGCAAUGUCUUGCAGCUUGCAAAGGAACAGGCAAUGUGCUCGGUAGGAUUCUGUGUCAUAAACUCUCUGAAAAGAUGUUACCCUUUGGAGGAUGCAACCCACAUAGCACUGCGUACUGUCAGAAGGUUCUUGGAGAUUCAUGGGGAGACCCUGGAGAAGGUGGUGUUUGCAGUCUCUGAGCUUGAAGAGGCCACUUACCAGAAGCUGAUGCCUCUGUAUUUUCCAAGAUCAUUGGAAGAAGAAAUACAAUCCUUGCCUUGCCUCCCUGCAGAUAUUGGCAAUGCAGAAGGAGAGCCAGUAGUACCAGAGCGGCAGAUCAGGAUUACUGAAAAGCCAGGUGUUCCAGAUGAUGCUUCGGAUGAAGAAGGGCUGGAGGCAGAUUUGUCUUUCAUUGGUUCUCACGCUUUUGCUCGUAUGGAGGGAGAUGUUGAUAAACAGAGACGCCUCAUCCUGCAGGGACAGUUGUCAGAGGCAGCAUUGCAAAAACAGCAUCAGAGGAAUUACAAUCGUUGGCUGUGUCAGGCAAGAGCUGAAGACCUAUCUGAUAUUGCUUCCCUUAAAGCCUUGUAUCAGACAGGUGUGGAUAACUGUGGUCGCACAGUUAUGGUAGUUGUUGGAAGGAAUAUUCCUGUAACAUUGAUAGACAUGGAAAAGGCUCUUCUGUAUUUCAUCCAUGUCAUGGAUCAUAUUGCAGUGAAGGAAUAUGUCCUGGUGUACUUCCAUACGCUCACAAAUGAUUACAAUCAACUAGACUCUAAUUUCUUGAAGAAACUCUAUGAUGUUGUUGAUAUCAAGUACAAGAGGAACUUGAAGGCACUGUAUUUUGUCCACCCAUCAUUUCGUUCAAAGGUCUCGGCGUGGUUUUUCACAACGUUCACCGUCUCAGGGCUAAAGGACAAAAUCCACUAUGUGGAAAGCCUUCAGCAGUUAUUCACAGCCAUACCCCCAGAGCAGAUUGAUUUGCCUCCCUUUGUCCUCGAGUAUGAUGCGAGGGAAAAUGGGCCUUACUAUUCCUCUUAUCCCCCAUCUCCUGACUUGUGAUCUGCAGCCCUGCAAUACUGCUGGUUUCCCAUGGAUCCAUGAUCUGAUGCCUGCUGAUAUCAUGUGCAUUUGCUCAUGUACAGAAUUCAGAGAGAGGGUUUUCCUUCCCUAGCUCUGAUAUUUUUUUACUGAGAUAUUUUCAAGCACUCAAGCAAUCAGAGAACUUUAUGCCACUGUGAACUGUACAACUAUUUCAAAUAUAUUUAUCUAAUGAAAAGUUUGAUUUCAUGAUCACUAGGUGCAUUUUAUUUUCUUCUUUUUUUGAAGCUAUUAUGUUUUAUUCCUGAAUAGACUUACUCUUUUCUGGGAAAUCCAUCAAAAACAUUUGAUCAUGUUUUUAUGUAGUAUUAUGAUUUUCCAGCUCCAUUUGCAAUACCCAUUUUUGACUGGUCUGUAUAAAUGUUGUACAGCUCCAGCCUGACAUGUUGCUUAUCAUACCGUCUCUAUGCUUCCUAUCUGAUUAUUUCCCUUUCUGUUAGUGCUGAUUUCUCUGGUCUUGACCCAUCAGAAGUAUCUGACAUUGGGAAUACCACUUCUGCAGGCUGAACAAAGUACUACAGCCAAGAAAAGAUUACUGCAACACUUCAAGUGCUAGGUGAGCUAGGAGCCUGAUAACAGUCCCUGUCAGUUUUCCUUGGAUGAUGUGACAUGUCAGGAUUUCACUACCUGUGGAAUAAGAAUAAAGAAUAAGAAUAAAAUUUGAAAAACA